GCGCUUUCUCGUGGGAGGCGCCAGGUGGGCGGGCGGAGAAGCCACGCCGGAGCCAUGCGAGGCGGCGCCUGGGCCAGCCUGAGGUGGCUGCGAGUGGGGCUGACGUCCGUGGCAGGACGAGGCAGCGGCAGAAGCGAGUUCUCCGCUAUGUCUUCACAGCUUCACUGGUUGACUACGGAAGAAAGGAACCAAGUUUUACAUGAGCUCAAAGCUUCAGGAUGGUCCGAGCUGACUGAAAGGGAUGCCAUAUACAAAGAAUUCAUCUUCAAAACUUUCAACCAGGCUUUUGGCUUUAUGACUCGUGUUGCUCUUCAGGCUGAGAAGAUGAAUCACCACCCUGAGUGGUUUAAUGUAUACAAUAAGGUCCAGAUAACGCUCAUUUCCCAUGACUGCGGUGGACUGACGAAGCGAGAUGUCAAGCUGGCUCAGUUUAUUGACAAAGCUGCUGCAUCUGUCUAACAAAUGAAUGCCGAAAUCAUCACAAAAUAGCAUUUCCUUCAAAAUAUUUUUCUUUGCAUUUUUAUGAAACGCUUGUUCAGUCUUCUCUCUCUCUCUCUCUUUUUGAAAAUUGAUCUAAAAUUUCUCCAUUGCUUCUGGGGCUGAAGAGUAAGUAAAGAGAGAUUACUUAGGCAUAUCCUCAUAUCCUGUAAUGGAGAAGACACAGAUCAACCUGAGAAUUGCAGCCCAAAUUUCUGAUAUUGCAUUGAAUGGUGAUAAGCAUUAUUUGUAACCACAGCUUUUGCUUGAUAACUGACCUGUAGUAACUUGCACAUCAAAGGCUGAGAGAUUAAAAGGCCCUUUGCAAUUUCUAUGGAAAUCCUGAUGCUUUUCAGGCUCACCCAUUUCACACUGUAGCUCCUCAUGACACCCCUCUCACCCCACCA
Messenger RNA from Zootoca vivipara (common lizard), 884 nucleotides. RefSeq names its product pterin-4 alpha-carbinolamine dehydratase 2 (gene PCBD2). Gene Ontology annotation, molecular function: 4-alpha-hydroxytetrahydrobiopterin dehydratase activity. Gene Ontology annotation, biological process: tetrahydrobiopterin biosynthetic process. Lineage: Eukaryota; Metazoa; Chordata; Lepidosauria; Squamata; Lacertidae. The record is from RefSeq and is a predicted model, not a curated record.